Molecule: messenger RNA, 1136 nt
Organism: Gallus gallus (chicken)
Lineage: Eukaryota; Metazoa; Chordata; Aves; Galliformes; Phasianidae
Gene: PITPNB
Product: phosphatidylinositol transfer protein beta
Exons: 12
Coding region: 20-835 (271 amino acids)
Biological process (GO): phospholipid transport
Cellular component (GO): cytoplasm
Molecular function (GO): phosphatidylcholine intramembrane carrier activity; phosphatidylinositol binding; phosphatidylinositol transfer activity
Source: RefSeq, marked validated
ACGGGACGGUGCGGGGAAGAUGGUGCUGAUCAAGGAAUUCCGAGUUGUUUUGCCAUGUUCGGUGCAAGAGUAUCAAGUUGGUCAACUUUAUUCGGUGGCAGAAGCUAGCAAAAAUGAAACAGGAGGUGGUGAAGGAAUUCAAGUCUUAAUAAACGAGCCUUACGAAAAAGACGAUGAGAAGGGACAAUAUACUCACAAAAUCUAUCAUUUAAAGAGUAAAGUUCCUGGUUUUGUAAGAAUGAUUGCUCCAGAAGGCUCCCUGGUGUUCCACGAGAAGGCCUGGAAUGCAUAUCCAUACUGUAGAACAAUUGUGACGAAUGAGUACAUGAAAGAUGACUUCUUCAUAAAAAUCGAGACCUGGCACAAACCCGAUCUGGGGACAUCAGAGAACGUGCACAAUUUAGAUCCGAACACGUGGAAGAGUGUUGAAGUUGUCCAUAUUGACAUUGCAGAUAGAACUCAAGUAGAACCAGGAGACUACAAAGCUGAUGAAGACCCUGCGUUAUUCCAGUCAGUUAAGACUAAGAGAGGACCUUUGGGGCCAAACUGGAAGAAAGAGCUAGCAACUGAUGAAGAGUGCCCUAAGAUGUGUGCUUACAAGUUGGUGACGAUUAAAUUUAAAUGGUGGGGACUGCAGAACAAAGUGGAAAACCUUAUACAGAAGCAAGAAAAAAGGAUAUUUACCAACUUCCAUCGCCAGCUGUUCUGUUGGAUUGACAAGUGGAUCGAUCUGACUAUGGAAGACAUCAGGAGGAUGGAGGAUGAGACUCAAAAGGAGCUGGAAGCGAUGCGUAAGAAGGGUUCCGUUCGAGGCACAUUGGCUGCUGACGUCUAGAGGAGUUCUCUGUAGGUUCUGAGGCAAAUCAAGCUGUUUACGUAAUCAAGGCCAAGUCAGAGGAACAAGUGCUGCCAAUGAUGAAUGAUGAUGGAUUUAACCGUCACAUGCAGUGUCGCAUUACAAAUGUGUGUGUGGAUGCAUGAUUAUUUGUAUAUAAUUAUAUAUACGCACAUGCAUACUGAAGGGGGUUGUUACAGUGUCUCCAGGGUACCACUAUACCUGUCCUCAGCAAAGAUGCAAAGGAAACUGCUUUCAUUAUGUAUACCUGAAGCAAAUAAAAAUCAACUGAGUAGAGUCA